Messenger RNA from Lagopus muta (rock ptarmigan), 11390 nucleotides. It is a transcript of the gene SLC9A9, whose product is annotated as solute carrier family 9 member A9. NCBI's taxonomy places the organism in Eukaryota, Metazoa, Chordata, Aves, Galliformes, Phasianidae. The record is from RefSeq and is a predicted model, not a curated record. Gene Ontology annotation, molecular function: sodium:proton antiporter activity. Gene Ontology annotation, cellular component: recycling endosome; membrane. The coding region runs from base 95 to 2107 and encodes 670 amino acids. Gene Ontology annotation, biological process: regulation of pH; sodium ion transport; proton transmembrane transport. The transcript has 16 exons.
AUCCAGCUGAAUUCUGAGCUGGGGCACUUCACCGUGAGGCUGCAAAUCAAGCAGAUGUGCUUGCUGUGAAUUGCUACAGUGUCUGAACUUUUGUAUGCCAAAGGUGAUAACACCUUCCUUCUUCUGGGAUUUUUUUUCAUUCUUUUAUAUUGUGUGUGUUCUCUGUAAAGGGAAUGAAAUGGAGAAGUUGAAGAAAUAUGCAUUGCUGAAAGAUGAAGAUCAGUUUUAUCAUGAGGGAGCUGUGGAGUUGCUAGUCUUUAACUUUCUGCUUAUUCUUACAAUAUUAACAAUUUGGUUGUUUAAAAACCAUCGAUUCCGCUUUCUGCAUGAAACUGGAGGAGCUAUGGUUUAUGGCCUUGUAAUGGGAUUAAUUAUACGAUACGCAACAAAAACAUCAGAUGUUGAAAAUGGAACUGUUUAUGAAUGUGAAAAGCUGAAAUCUGGGCCAUCCAGUCUACUUAUUAAUAUAACGAAUCAGGUCUAUGAAUACCAAUACAAAAGAGAGAUCAACCAUCACAAUGUCAAUGGUCACCAGGGCAAUCCAAUGCUUCAAAAGAUGACAUUUGAUCCUUCCAUCUUCUUCAAUAUCUUGCUGCCACCUAUUAUAUUUCAUGCUGGAUAUAGUUUAAAGAAGAGACAUUUCUUUCGUAACUUGGGAUCAAUUUUAACCUAUGCAUUUUUGGGAACUGCCAUCUCCUGCAUUGUCAUAGGGUUGAUAAUGUAUGGUUUUGUGAAGGCCAUGGUGCACAUUGGCCAGUUAAAAGGAUGGGAAUUCCACUUCACUGACUGUUUAUUUUUUGGAUCGCUGAUGUCUGCCACAGAUCCAGUGACAGUCCUUGCUAUUUUCAAUGAGCUGCACGUGGAUACAGAUUUGUACACACUUCUAUUUGGAGAGAGCGUCCUAAAUGAUGCUGUAGCUAUUGUGCUGACAUACUCUAUAUCCAUUUACAGUCCCAAGGAGAAUCCUAAUGCAUUUGAUGCUGCUGCUUUCUUUCAGUCAGUGGGAAAUUUUCUGGGGAUCUUUGCUGGAUCGUUUGCUAUGGGAUCCUCUUAUGCAGUUGUCACAGCUUUAUUGACAAAAUUUACAAAGCUGUGUGACUUUCCCAUGUUGGAGACAGGUCUGUUUUUCCUCCUAUCUUGGAGUGCCUUCUUAUCAGCAGAAGCUGCUGGUCUCACAGGUAUUGUUGCAGUUCUUUUCUGCGGAGUCACACAAGCCCAUUAUACCUACAACAAUCUCUCAUCAGAUUCCAAAAUGAGAACUAAACAGCUGUUUGAGUUCAUGAAUUUCUUAGCUGAGAAUGUCAUCUUCUGCUACAUGGGACUUGCUCUGUUCACCUUUCAAAACCACAUCUUCAACCCUCUUUUUAUAUUUGGUGCAUUUCUGGCAGUCUUUGUAGCAAGAGCUUGCAACAUAUAUCCACUUACUUUCCUUUUGAAUUUUGGUCGAAAACAAAAGAUUCCCUGGAAUUUUCAACACAUGAUGAUGUUUUCAGGUUUACGUGGUGCAAUAGCUUUUGCAUUGGCUAUUCGAGACACAGAAUCCCAAUCCAAACAAAUGAUGUUCACAACAACACUGCUUAUUGUGUUUUUCACAGUCUGGGUAUUUGGUGGAGGCACAACACCAAUGCUCACAUGGCUUCAGAUCAGAGUUGGUGUAGAUCCAGAUGAAGAUAUGAAAGCAGAAGCUGCAAACCAGACUGCAUGUAACUUGGAUAAAAAUACAACCAAAGCAGAGAGCGCAUGGCUGUUCAGAGUUUGGUAUGUAUUUGAUCACAGAUACCUAAAACCUAUUUUAACACAUGCCGGUCCACCUCUCACGACGACGUUACCUGACUGGUGUAAUCCUGUUGCCAGAAUUCUGACCAGCCCCAGGGCAUAUGGCGAUCAGCUGAAGAAUGAGGACACAGAUUAUAUCAUAAAUAAUGAUGAACUGACCAAAAACUAUGAAGCAUCUGCUCACACACUAGUGCCUGCACAGGACAAAACAGGCUGCAGCAGCCAGGCUGUAGGCAAGGAAGAUAUUCAUGAAGGAGACCUUGGAUUAGGAGCAUACAAACUCCAGCUUGAACACACUCCAGGUCAACCUGAGCUGAAUUCAUCAGCAUGAACAGUGUAAUUUUAAAUCAGAAGAAAUAAGUAAACCAAAGAAAUAAAAGAUAUAACUUCAUGAACAAAAAACAAGAAAACAUAUUAAGGUUUCUUAGAUUUUUGUGCUAAGAUGUUACCAAGUAAGUUCUGGUUUCUCUGUUGAAAAAAAAAAAAAUAGUAUCAUCUACACAACUACAACAAUAUGCAAUUUUUCUUUACUGCAGCACUUCUUAUUAAUAAAAGAUAGAUACUGCCAGCCCUCUGUAAAUCCAUUACAGUCACAUGUUGUCUGAGAUGGCAUUUGACUGCAUCAUAUCCUUUUCACAUGUACGCUUUCCUCUGAACAUUAAUUAUAAUCUUCAGUCUGCUGGGAUGAAGACAAAUACCUUCCUAACAUACUCAGAGCAUGUCUAAUACAAAGCUCCUAGAACCUUUGUAUUGAAGACUGGAUUCUCAGAGGUAAAAUGUGCUUAUUUUACUCUGCUUCAUCUUGGUAGCAAGGUCAGCUGUAGUUAGAAAAACAAGAGGAGAAUUUAAGUAUGAAAGUAUUAAUUAUAUCUGCAUAAACGCAACAAUGGAAUGAACAAGGAUUCAAUCUCACACACCUAGAUGCCCUAUCCCUAUUAUUAUGUUCUAGCACAGACGAGCACUUGUACCUACUACAUAAAUAGUGUAAACACAGGGAGAGAGCCAGGCUAUCGUUAGGUCACAUGCUUUUUCUCACCUCCAGAGUUUCAACAUACAGCAGAUAAUAUUCCUGACUAAGCUUCUUAAGUAGGGUCACUCUCAAUGCACACCAUAAGCAACGAAUUUGUCAUCUCAGAAAAAAAUGAGUCAUUUUCAUGAGUGUUUGUAAAGACAAGUAUAUCUUGAUUUCAACAUAGACAGAAACUGAAAUACAAAUUUAAAUAUAAUCAAACCUUAGUCAUUCUUUUCCAGCCUAAUUAAUUAGUAAAUGCAACUAGAACAGCUGCUUUAAGCCGUAAAUUUGAACACUAGAGUCCUACAUGCUGUUAUGAAAGAUCAGAAGUCUAGUUUGACAUUUUAUUUUUCCCUAAAUACUAACCAAGAAAUUUCAAAGGAACUUAGUUCAUGUGUGGUUUAAAAAAAAUAAGUCACAAUAGGUUCUGAGAAAAAGUAAUUAAUUGCCAACUCCUUGCUUUGUCUUACUGUGGUGAAGCUAAAUAUGUGUGUGUGUGUGUGUGUGUGUGUGUAACAGGUUAUGAGAAGGGAUGGAGAUGGGGUGAAGAUAAGAUUUUCUGGCCUAGUACUAUGCAUCCAGCAGCACAUCAUCAGAAUGGCAAAGAGAACAGCAAACAAGAUAAACAAGCUGUUACAAGCUGCAGUGACAUUAAUAUGCAGCAACACCACGAGAAAACUAUUACCACAGAUGGGUAGAAGCACAGUCCUGAUUUCAGUAGCCAGAGUUUCCAAUUUCUAUCUUCACAAGUUCUGAGUACUUCUCCCAGGCUUCCUAUGUUCCUCAAGAAGCAUGGACUCCCACCCUUAGCCUGUAGCACAAACUAAUAAGCUGUUGCAGGAUUUCAAAGAUGCCAAGCUGUUUUUCCCAACUGCUAUACGUACUGGAAAUGACAAGCUCUUAACCAAAAGUUCUGGUCUGCAAUGCAUCCUGCAGCACACUGUGGGAUUUUCACUGAUUUAUUUGUUGUAUCUAUGUCCAAAUUUCUCACACUUCUGAGAAACAUGAUCAAUGAAGAACUCUAGGGCCUGAAAUUCUAUUUAUUCUAAAAAGAGUCAGUAGUGAAAACACUCUUCACUGUUCUAUCUGCAUGCCUAAAAGUCCAUAUUACUUGGUAAAGAAAGUCAUUUCUUGUAACAGAAGUGCUCAUUCUUCAUGUCUUCGCAUAUCAGAUUUUUAUGCUAAGCUUGUCAAGAGGCUGAAUCAGAGGUCCCAGCAAGAUGGGGUUUUGUCCUCUAGGGCUAUGCUCAGCCAACCAUACAGUAUCCCUGUUUUUUAGGAAAACUAGUAAAGCGAGCUGCAAGAAAACAUGAAUCUUCUCCUGAAAGGCAAUAAAAGCCUUGGUGAUUCAUUACACUAUUCAGCCGUGCCAUUUUUUAAUUUUGAGAUAUUCUUUUCAACACAUGCAGUUCAAGAGAGUUAAGACUAUGGUAGAAGAGAUGAUGUAUCUGUAUCCAAGUAGAAACUGCUGGCAACUAUUAAUUCUGCACAACCUUUUAAACAGCAUAAUGGAUGUUGAGAGGCCUCUAAUGUUAAUUUAUAGUUUGUACUCCAGAGAUUUAAACUAUUCAAUAUCAGUGUUUGAACAUGCAAGUUACUCAUGAUAAAUGUGAAGUUAUUCUUCCUAUCUGAGCUAAUGUAAUAAAACAGUACUUGGAAAAAUAAAAUGUAAAAUACUGUCAAAACAUAGUGACUGCACAUGCAGUAUGAAGUCCAAAAUAUUAUGAAACAAAAAUCUCCUCAAUCACUAAACCUUUCAGGUUUCAGAAGUAAUAACUGAAGUUUUAUACUUAGCUGCUGAGAGCAUUUGGCAAACGUUCAAAGCAGAAUGACUCCUGGAUGUGUAGGGGAGCCAGUCCCAAAGACACUGUACUAAAAAUAUCAGGUCACGAUGCUAACUUUCACAGAGAACUGUAACAUUUGGUGACCUCACUGAAAGCAGAGGCCACUAGGAGCAUGCAUUUACAUUGCUGUGAUAAAAGCUCUAACUUUUUCAUAGUAACUCUGUUAGGGCUAACUUCAGAAAACCAAUUAUGUCUGUGCAGAACUUCAGCUGUUAAACUCACUGAAUUGAAGCCAAAAUUACUCUUUCCAUAGAGCAACUUAUGUGCCUUGCUGGGCUUAGGAUGGUCCAUACAACAGAUCUUUCUUUCCUUUCAAAAACUGGUACAUAUUUUGCUAUCAGCCACCAAGUAAUGCAGGAAUAUCCUCUCCAAUCUUCAUGUUACCAAUUAUAUUCUUCCAGCUUUCCCACUGUUAACAAAUACACUGGCUUCCUCCCAUAGAAGUCCAACCUUGCUCUGGGCUGUCUUCCCCCUGCUCACCAGAGAAGGCACGGAGUGCUGCACAAGCUCUGCUGCAUGAUGGCUGUAAUAGCAACAACUCUGCUCCCAAACAAAUAAUUUUUCCAUCAGAGCAGAGGAAACAUUUUCCCCAUAUAAUUUACUGUCACUGGUCACUACUAUUUCCCUCCAAAACUAGAUUUGAGGCACAGAACAAAUAUUGUUUCAGGCCUCAGAGGAUUCCCAAAUCUGAACAAGUCAAAUUACAUUCAUCCUUCUGAGGACACAGCAGUGCUUGAAAUCUUAGUGCCAGAAACAGUAGGGAAUGCCCAGGAGAGUUUUCCAGCCCGUGUCCUACAUCAUUCUUUACUACGCAGCUGUCUGCUUCUGUAUGUCCAUCAGCACAGAAGCAGAUGGACACAAAUAAAAUGCUACUUUAUUCAGUAAGGAUUUGAAACUAGAGAGCAGUACGCCUAACAAUCUAAAACACUGACAAAAAAAAAAAACUUCACACUAUGAUAGUAGGCAUUAUGUAGGUCUAGGACAAGUUAUACACAAGUGAAUUGAAGUAGAAUAAUAUCUCAUAAGCAUAAUGAGAUUUCUGACUCCAGAGGUACGGUUCCAUCUAAAUAUAACCCAGUACUUCUGCAUACAUGCCUGAAUGGAAACGAAAAUAAGAGAGAAAAGGAAAAGAGUAAAUGAAUGAUGAAGCAAAAAAGAGGGUAGCAAGGCAGGGAGAAAUCUGUGCCAGAGAAGAUAUUCAGAUUGAAAAAGAUCACCAAGACAUCCUGUUGCAACUGCAGACUAAUGAAGUAUUGACCAAGAGCACGAGAAACCAAGAACUAACUUGAAAAAUGCUGCUAAAAGCCGCCAGAGCCAUAUUCCUGACUCAAAUACUGUUCUAUAAAAACUUCAGCGCCCCACAGGCCUAAAAGGGAGCCACUUCUACCAGAUGAAGACUGAUCAAAUUUAAAGAAAAUGAAGGAAAGGGAGCUGGGGUGAAAGGCUAAUCCUUCAGCAGCACUCUUAGCAAAGCAAUAGUGGGCUGAUAUUUGCGCAAGUUUGAAUAAACAACUGAAGAUAGAAAUUCUUCAGUCUUCCUCAUUUCUUCUCUCCCUCCUUUACCAGCUAUUCAUUUUUCCAACAUUUGUCUCUUUCAUCUUCCCUGUGUUUUAGAAUGAAAUUUUGUUUUCCUUAGUGCUUUGACUAGAAAAAAAUUAUGAUCUUCUAUCCCCUGCACAGUAAUGACAGCCGAAGUUGUAAUAGUUCUUCAAAAAGAAAUCAAAACAAUGUCUGUCAACUACAUGUCUACUUUAAUACAGACUGUGCUCAAAGAGAUGUCUCAAGCACAUUGUGGUAUACUUUGAGCACUUCACUAUGGCUACCAAAGUUAAGAGCAAGCACUUUAAUUACAGGAACCAAGGAUAAAUCAAAGAACAGGCAAAAAAAAAUUAACAGAAAAAACAACUUAUUUUUAAAAGAAAAAAAAUGCUGACCGCAAAAAAAACGUCACAAUUCAGUACCAUAACUGCUUAGUUUACUGUAGGAAUCAAUCUGCAGACACUGAGUUCCCAAUAUUUAGAGUUCUGAACACCAAUAAUGAAGAAUCUGACAAGGACCUUUGAACUUCUUAAACUUGGUUUAAAACAAACAUCCUCCCCACUUGGACAAGCUCCUCACAUACCAGCAUUUGGCAGGGUUUAACCAGAAAAUGCAAAAUUGUUUCUGAGAUGAGGUUUUAAAACACUAGCAAAGGAUUUCAUUGCACAGACAAGAACACGGAGGCAGUGCCCCUGACUUUUAGUCUAGUGUAGGUCCUCAGAGAAUAACUUUAAACUACCACUUAACUUCCAAAAAAAAAAAAAAAAAAAAAAAAAAAGACAGCCAUUCCAGCUAGAUUUCCCAAGGAAGAACACUCUUAUGAUCAUACUGCACAAGGUUUAUACUUUCUGUACAUGUAGCUGGGAAGUUAUUUGAAAUUAUUUGAAACACUCAUGAAACACAGUGAAUACACAAGUAACACUCCAGACUGUAUACAAUCCAAACUAGUCUGAAUGCUGUUGCAUGAACAAAGAAAUAAUAUUAAUUUUUGACAUUGGUUUUUAUGUCUCCUCUUAAUCAGAAAGUUGAGAAAAACUAUUCAUUUCACAGACAUUUGACAACAUUCUCUGAAAUUUAUUUAAACCCUGUCUAACAAAGUUUAUUAGGGCAAAGCAAAUAUAGAUUAAUGGGUGCCUUCUGUUGAAAUAGUCACAGUUCCUCACUGAUACAGAGCAAUUCUAAAAAAUUUUAACUGGCUGUAUCACAGGUAUUACCUGAAUGACCUCAGAGACUUCCACUAGCCAUCUUUAUUCCCAAAAAUUCUACACAGCACAAAGAGGAAGUGCAGAAGAAGACCAGAAACAAAUUCUGCUUUCAAGGCUUUCCAAAUGAUUUCUAUCAAUAUCUCCCAGGUACUGUACAAGUUAUUUCAGUAUCCCUAAAAAACAUGGGUGAACCGACCCAGCAAACUAGCAGUGUACUCACACUGCUCCAGCCCCUAUGAGUAGGGUAUAGGAGACCUAGGUGCUGCCAGCUGCGCACAGGCUCCCCUUUGCUAUUCCACUUCCUGCAGCUGGAGCUGCAAAUAACAACCCUUGCUACAUCUUCAUUACCAAAUUCAUUCUGGAAAAGUCCAAGGUUGUUCAAAGCUUUGCUUCAUGUUAACCUGAGCUGAGAAUUUUCAAGCAACAAGACUAAACUUCAGAUCCUGAAACUAUUGCCUCCUAAUUGAAUGGUUCAGUUUUAAAAGCAAUGAACACACAGCAGCUUACUUUCAAAGCCCACUGCAGCCUUCAAGUCACAUUGAAAUUAGUGCAUAGGAGGUGCCAAAAUACUCACUGCUCCCAAAAGAUCUUUUAAGUAAAACAAAAAUGCAGCACAAAUACUUUUUUUUUUUUUUUUUUUUUUAAAUCAACACAGUAAGUUCCCUACUCAGAUAAUGGAAUCUAUUUCCAUAUCAGCAUGACUCAGCUACAGUUUAAGGAGUAAUUCAGAGAUUUAAGUGGUUCUGUACCACUCCCCUUCAGUCCAUUGCUUUCUCCUUCCUCUCCACAUAUCCCCAUUUUUUUCUUUCUCUGCAACAACACAAGCUAAGACCUGGACAAGCAAUGUGGAGUGGUGAUCUCCUGUUUAGUAUCCUAGUGUCUUCUGAAGCAGUGUAGAACAAUCAUGACUUCUCAGGACAGACAGGAGUUGUGUGAAAGCCCAGGGUGUGUUGCAGCAUAUUUUUCCAAGACUGCUCCAGCAUAUGCCUCCUGUACAAUUUGGCCUACUGCCCAUAGCAGUCUUAGUUGACAUGAACUUUGAGAACCUUCCUGAACAGAAAGGUGUCACUUCAGGAUGCAGGAGUACAAGGCUAGAGAUGUAGUACUUAGACAUGAGCAACACCUGAAGCUCUCAGAUUCUUUGAGCUUAACUCACGUUAAGAGCCGUGCUUGGCAGUCAGUUGAUUAAGACUAAGUUUACACCACACGUUCUUCCACAUUCUGAAAACACAAAGAGAAUAUUCUUCACAAGCAGCUACAACAAUAGAUGAGCUCUGUGAUUUUUAGAAUGCAGUGCACACUAAAACAUGGAAAACAGCGUAUAGGAUCUCUGAAGUUUCUCUUUCAAGCAUGAUUUGAGGAUUGCAGUGCUAAUGCUUCAAUUUGAUUUCACAGAGAAAAAUUCUUUGUUUACAUGAGUUUGCUGUCAUACAACACCAGAGUAUCAAAUGGAGGCCAAAACUCUUUGAAACUAAGAAAGCCUAUAAGAUUUUCAAAUUAAAGAUAAAUUGUCCAGCUUUUGAUACAUUAUCUCCCACCACACAGCUCUUACAAAUAUAUUUGUAAUCUUAGAAAUUAAUACCUCUGAAUGAUUAGCACAUUAAGCUACAAUUAAAUACAGUUUCAAGACAUAUAAGGAGACGUGUGACUAUCUUACCACUCUGCAUGUAUAGCUCCCAUCCCUUCUUGACUUCAGUCCAUUUGCACCAAAUAAUGUCACUAUAAACUCUAUUUUCCCUGUGUUAUGGGUGCACUCUGCCUACAGCUGUGCUAUGGAUGAGGCCAUAGGUCCUCUCCAGAGAUGGCUCCUGAGAAGGCCUCUCCAAGAUGACAUGCUGUUCCAGCUCCUGGGGCUGCAGGAGGAUGGCCAUAUCCCACCCACACUUUCAUGGAAAACAACUGUCCCUUGCAUCCAAGAAGCUCACUUCCCACUCUCUUCCUGCUAGCUCUCGCACUUUCACAUUUAUCUUAAAGGUUAACUGGCUUGACAGCAGGCUACCAGUGUAGACUAAAGAAAGAAAUCAUUUUUUCCCAGUGCCCAUCACGGUGUUGUGCUGAUGUUUCACUGCAGAUGGCAAAAUUUCCUCCUGCACUGGCGCACUCUUUGUUUCUUCAGAAGAAGCAUCUUUGCCUUAACACCUUAUAAAAAUGCUAUCUGCAUAUACCAGUGAAGGCCAGCAAGCAUCAUCCCUUUGAAAACGUUUUAAAGUUACCUCCAACCAUCUUGCUCCCAGAUUCAUUAAAUCUCUUCUUUCUAUACAUAUGCGUAGGCGCAAAAGUUCCCAGGACAAAAUCACAGCCCUCUAUUCUUGAUGUUCAUUGAUAGUUCAUUUUCUGUACCUUAUUAUUCCCUUUCUCAUCACUGGAUAUUUCAUCUUGACUUCAGGAUCACACGUAACCCAUAGAAUUCAAAGUGACUUGAGCACAGCUACAUCAGCCCUCAUGAAACAUUUUGAUUAUUGCUUAAUUUUGAUUCAAAUUUUGAAUACUUAUUCAAUUAUUUCAUCAAAUAUUAGUAUGGAAGGAUAUUAUUCAAAAGUAAAGCUGAAGAGAUUAAAGUUAUGAAAUAAUAUUGAAUCUCAUAAGAGAAACCUAGUUUUGUUUCAGUUCAGAAUGGGAAAGUGAUCUCAGAAACCGGGAUUUUCUGUUCCCCAUGGAUGGUCAUCAUAAGAUAACAUCAACAUGCCCUCUUGAGCCCUGGCUAACAGCAUCUUUUCUGAGUUCUACCAGGCCCAGAGUCCAAUCCCUGCAGUCAACAGCCCAGCUGGGGAUGCAGGACAUGCACAACGCAUCCAGAUACAGCAGGAGAAGUAUCUCUUUGCUCCAGCAGUGGCGGGGUAGUAAAGAAUGUCACGUAUCAUACAAACUGUAGUGUUCUCAAAACAGCUCACUUCCUUUCUUCACCAGCUCAGUGUCCACUUCACCCAAAUCAGUUCCAUCCCCCAACAGUGUUCUUUUUCCAUGACAAGGCUUCAAAACCCCCAGAGGCUUUGAAUGGGAACAUGACGACAAAGCCAGGAAACUCACAUUAGUUAAAAGGAACGAGAACUGUCUAUUAAUAAACUCACAGGCAAAUGCAUCUGUAAACUGGUGUUAAGCCUAAAUUUAGGAGUAAGUUUAAAAAGGAUUUAUGAACAAAAAAAUUUCCUGCAUGAAUUGUUCAGUAUGAAUUAAACUCCCAGCUGCAUGUAGCUGGCAGAUUUCUGUUCAAGAAAUCAAAUCAGAAGUCAUUCAUAAGCUGUCCAAAAAAGAGAAAAAAAAAAGAAAAAACAUUCCUUUUAUCCACUUACAAAGAAAAUGGAGGCAUUUAAGCAUCACGACCUUCGAUGUCAAAAGAAAACCUAUAAACAACCACAUAUCUGGAAGACUGGCAAGUUGUUUAGCUGCUCUUCAAAGAAAAGUUUGGGAAAAGAACAUGUGAUGAUGUUCACACUGAAGAAAAAAAUAUUUAAGAGAAAAUUCACACACCUAGACUUUUUAUAUCUCUAUAAUAGCACAUUUUAAUUUUCAAAGCUGCUCCUUUUGACUUUUCUCAGAACUAAAAAUAAUAAUAAUUUCAAAACAAAAGCGGAAGUUGAUUACUUUUUUCUCUACAAAAUCUAAUUGUUACUAUUCAUAAGAAAGCUGAGAGGAUAAAAGUUAAAAUAAGAAAAAAAAAAAUCAGUUUUUCCUACAAUUAGAUCUUUUCAUUUUAAAUGAAUUAGGGAAAAAAAGGAAAUUUCAAAUCUCCAAGUUUGAAGCAAUAUUUUGUUUCAGGAAGGUGAGGGAAACUAACAGACAUUUGUAACAGUCAGAGGAGACAAGGACCCAGCAAGGCUCCCACCUGGUCUGGGCACCGAGGAAGAGGAAGGAGCUGCAGCACUCACAGCUAACAGCUCUGCUCUCUCAACACACAGGGUCAGGAGAAGCCAUCCAUCCACCACCAGAACUGGGCCAGCCAGGAUCUGUGCAGCUAUUUCCCACAUGCCAUUCAUCUUUAUCUCCAGCACUGACAAGACAGAUGUCACUGGUAAU